Molecule: messenger RNA, 2910 nt
Organism: Colletotrichum karsti
Lineage: Eukaryota; Fungi; Ascomycota; Sordariomycetes; Glomerellales; Glomerellaceae
Product: fungal specific transcription factor domain-containing protein
Exons: 3
Coding region: 1-2910 (969 amino acids)
Biological process (GO): regulation of DNA-templated transcription; DNA-templated transcription
Molecular function (GO): zinc ion binding; DNA-binding transcription factor activity, RNA polymerase II-specific; DNA binding
Source: RefSeq, a predicted model, not a curated record
AUGGAGAACUUCUCGCCAGCUAGCCAACAGUCGAAUCCUACGACGCCAGCGCAAGCAAUGAACAACCCCCACCACUCGCCCGCCUCCCCGAACGCCGCACACGAUUUCCCCGCCCUCAGCCGUCAUGGCGCGACUUCGAUACCCCCCGAUCAGCCGGUGGCCAUGACGGCAUCCGGCCAGCCGGCCCUAAACCCACGCAGUUGCGUGACUUGUCGCCGGAGAAAGGUCCGCUGCGACAAGCAGAUGCCCUGUAGCAACUGUCGUCGCGCCGUCAUCCAAUGCAUCUUUCCCGCCCCCGGCCGCGCUCCUCGUCGCCCACGCCCGAAGGAUCCCAACGCCCCGCCGAAGAACUCGAGCGAGCGCGAGGUCGAGCUAAUGAAGCGCUUGCGCAAGCUCGAGGGCAUCGUCGAGGAGCUCAGUGGCCAGAUCGAGGUCGAGAGCGGCACGGGGAGCAACAGUGGUCGCCAGAACUCCAGCACCGGGAACUCACCAGAGGCUGCGGGCAAUGACUUCUCGUCUGAAAGAGCUGGUAGCGUACAAAGCGGCGGCCCGGCUGCAAGUGCGGGUGCCCAGAGGGAGGCCACUGCGCCGGUGCGGAUGGAUACCGACCCUGAGCCGAGGCGCCCGGCGGAUCUGAGGCAGGCGAGCAUCGGCAAGUCCUUCGGAAGGCUGGUCUUGCACGAUCAGGGUAGGACGAGCCGCUACGUCAGCAGCGCUUUCUGGUCGAAGCUCAACGACGAGAUCGACGAGCUUCGAGAACAAAUGGCCAACUUUGAGCACGACAGCCAGGACUCUGCCGACGAAGACAGUCCUCACUAUUCGCCCCUGCAACCCACCGACGCAUCGGCCGACCAUCAUGCCUUCAUAUUGGGAUACCGCUCGUCCGACGUCGACCUGCGCAAGCUACACCCCUUGCCAUCGCAAAUACCGUUCAUGUGGCAGGUCUACCAAGAGAACGUGGAGCCGUUGCUCAAGAUAUUGCAUAUACCGACCAUGGAGAAGCUCAUCCGUGCGAUGCGACGCAACUUUGACGAGCUUACCCCUGGGAAUGAGGCUUUGCUGUUCUCCAUCUACUACGCUGCCAUUACGUCUAUGGAGGACGAGGAAGUCGAGAAGAACUUUGGAUCAAAGAAGGACACGAUGCUACUGCAGUACCGGUUCGCCCUCGAACAAGCCCUCGCCAAGGCCAACUUCCUCAACACGUCGGAUAUCGUGGUGCUCCAGGCCUUUGUGCUGUUCCUCACCCUCGUCCGCCGACAAGACGACACCAGGUUUUGUUGGACGCUAACCGGCUUGGCAAUCCGCAUUGCGCAGGGGUUAGGCAUUCAUCGUGACGGAACCAACUUCAAUCUGCCGCCGUUCGAGACCGAGUUGAGGCGGCGACUCUGGUGGGCCAUCUGCACCCUCGACUUGCGCUCCGCCGAAGAACUAGGAAGCGAUCUCACCAUUAUCGAUCGCUCGUUUGAUACCGAGCUUCCGUCCAACCUCAACGAUUCGGAUAUUGAGCCUGGAAUGACCGAACCGCCCAAGCCCCGUCAAGGUAGAACGGAUUGCGCUGUGGCAUUAGUUCGGUACGAGAUUUGUGCCUUGUCCAGAAGGUUGCACACGGUCGGUUCGGCUAUGGCCGGCGUCUGCCCGCGCGAUGCCUCGUCGAGCCUGGCAGAGCGUGAGCGGAUGCUGAUUGAGGUAUACGACCGCGUUGAAGAGAAGUUCUUGCAGCACUGCUUCACCGACGAUGACCCGCUGUUCUGGAUGGCUGCCAUGAUCGCACGAGUGAUCAUGGCCAAGAUGAGCUUGGUUAUCUACCAACCGAUGCUAUUCCCCGGUAAUGGACAUGAGCUCUCGGGGGAGAUCCGCGACAGGCUCUUCGUCUCCGCCAUUGAAAUCGUCGAAUACAACUACAUCUUGAAUACCGAUCCACGCUGCAAGCAAUGGCGGUGGCUGUUCCAGACCUACCGACAGUGGCACGCAAUCGCGUACGUCCUCAUGGAAGCCGGGCGACGGCCAUGGUCUGCGACAUCAGAGCGCGGGUGGGAGGCGGUCAACAACACCAUCCGAUUCGACAGGGAUCCUGCCGAGAUAUCGAGGAUGGCAGACCACAUGGCCGUAUGGAUGCCUCUGCGAAAGCUGAGUGCCAAGGCAACCAAGCACCGCGAAUCGGAGAUCGCGCGCCUCCUCGCGAAUCCUGACGAGGCACGUCAGCUCGACGUUGACGACCGUAUGAACCCCAUUCCGGCCAGGCUUGGCCCGGUGCCCGGUAUGGAAGGCAAACACCUGCAGAUCCGCGCUCGUUGGAGGCAGCUCUGUGGGGUGAGGACAGACGGCAACAGCCCGUUGCCCACUCCGUCCAGCAAUGCGCGACCGACCCAGGCGCAACCGAUUCAAGCACACGCAUCUCAGCCAGGCCCGGCAACAACGGCGGCGCCGGCGCCGGCUCCGGCUUCCCAAGAGAAGGGACUGGGAUCCCUCGACACAGUGAUGAUGAACAGGAGCUUUAACCCGAGUGAGAUGUGGGAAUACAUAUAUCCCACCGCGCAGUCAAUGGCUGCGGACCCGAACAACACGCUGUUCCCUCCGAGCGCCGCCCAGCCACCCAUGCUGUCGUCCGGAGUCUCGUCCCCGGCCAUCUCCAACAACACCCAAAUGACGGACGCGGAACGCAGACAGCGGCAGCAGGCCAUCGCCGCGACGUCGCAGCCGCAGAUCGCCUCGUCGGUGAGCGACAACCAGCCCCCGUGGCUGUGGUCCGACCCGUUCACGUCCAUCAACAACAGCUUCGACGACGUGCCGGUGGACGCGAUGGAUGUCAACAUGGACAGCCUGGAAGCGUUCGACUGGAACAACUGGCAGGAGAGCGUCAAGGGUCUCGAGAUGGACCCGGGGAAUAUGCCGGCCAAGGGGGCUUGGUGA